UGUUACCUAAGUGUGUAUUUAGCCUCUCUGUUUCCUCAGCUCUUGUUGAGCUGAGGAACUCAGUGUUCUACCUUCUCCUGCUUCGCGUGGUUCCCUUGUCUUUUCAUUUGGACAUUUUGGAUUUGGACUUUCUUGGACAUUUAAAUCCUUAAGAGAUGCAAAAAGUAUGCCUGUGCGUUGUCUGUUUCAAGGAACCCUUCGGCAGCUGUUUCAAGGUCUCCCCGCUAACCAGCAGGAGUCACCAUUGCAGUGAUCAGGGCAUCAUCUCCACCAACGCGUCUGAUCAGGUUAUUGACCCGGGAUCAAUGCAGUGUGGUCAGCAGAGAUACAGCCGAAACGUGUAGUCUUGCAGUCAUGUCUGCCUGUCAUGUCAAAGGAAGGAUUCUAAAAAGGAACAAGGAAGACAUUCCGAUCUUUGGAUCCUUGAAGUCCGACAGGAAGGUGACGACCAUUUCUCUCAAGUGAAAGAACCUCCAUCUACGCAGUGUGAGGCUCAGCUGCUACCCAGGCUCAUCAGCAACAAAUCCUUUUUUGGCGUGCCCACUGGGAAACCUGAAAGAGUGGAGGUGUGUGUUAUCUGCCAGUCACUACUACACUGUGGACUUCUUCUUUUAUAAAUCAACAAAAAAGUGAACUUGACAUCUGGCUGAACUUUCAUCAAAGACGGAAAAAAAGAGGGAAAAGGAGGCUCUUCGGUGUGGUGGAAGUGAAGUAGCAGGCGUGGAAGCAGCGGCACAGCAGUCGAGGGCAGGGCGGCACAACGAAGGGAACGCUGCCUCGGAGCGCGCCGCGCGUACCGAAGGGACGCUGUGAUUGACAGACGGAGGCACGGAGCGUCCCGCGCGGCAACACGAGCGGAGCAAGCUAAUCUCCGAGUAGGGCUACCACUUUCGUCAAAGGCAUCUCUGUGAUACGCCAGCAAGAGCUGCCUGGUGCGAAUAAAGGAGGCUCUUAUCCAUCCUCUGGGAUCGGAAUAUCGAGAGACUUCUCGCCGGGUAAACGAGCAAGAGAGGAGCGCGGAAGCUCUGUGAUACACCAUCCCAUCCUGUCUUUACCUGCUCGGGUGCAACUGGACUGAGUCUGGGCUAACCCUGGAGUCUCAAAGUGUCCCGGGAACGGCAGUGGACGGACAAAAUGGUCCGGUUGCACUUUGCAAUUUGAGCCAGUGAAGAAUUUCUCGAUUCAUUCUUAUGGAGUAAAAAGGACUGCAUCCAAAGAUUCCGGGAUAACUUGGGAGUUAAUUUUUCCUUUUUGUUCAGUCCAUUAUUACUGUGAUUUGAAUGACAAGUUACAAACACUGGAUCUUUGAAUACAGUUUGAAUUCCUCCGGAGUGGAAUAACGGCCAGAUAAGCAGGAGACACUCGGGAGGAAUUUUGGUGCGUAAUUCGCGCGUUGUGUGCGGUUGCUGAGCCGCCAAGUAGUUGUGCCUCCCUUCUUUUUUACAAUACAAACACCCAAUGUUCCUUAUGGAGUAGUCUGAAUCACAGGUGAAGACCCAAAGAGAGCUGGGGUUUUUAUUCUCUGCUGCCUGGAACACACAGGCGGAUCUGAUGAGCAGCUUCACCGUAGGAUGGUAAAUGACCGAUGGGGAAUCAUGAACAGCUCUUCUGAACUCGAAGAUGGCACUCGGCAUAAAAACCAGACGUUCUGUGAGUGUGUGCCCAGCUCCUCCCAGCUCAAACACCGCUGGUCAGACUCAGAAACUGCCAGGGAGACCCCGGCCAAGAGGAUGAGCUGCAGCUACCUUCUCUGCACCAUUCUGCUUUUCGUGGCUGUAUUACUGGCCGUCACCGUAACAGGCACCAUCCUUUUUAUGAAUCACUAUCAGGCCCCGCCCAUGUCCGAUGGCCUGCCCCACAUCUCCACCAAUCAGGAUGAAGCGAAUGCCCUGGUCACCGUGGAAAGAGGAGACGGAUCUCGCAUCAACAUCUUCAUAGACCCCAACUGUCCCGACUACAACAGUAACUUUUUGCGCCUGGAGGGAGUGCAGACGUCGCUGCUGCACUCUUUAACCGACCAUGACUCUGACCUGAAGUCAGUGAAGGGUCAGGACCGGGCCCUCCUCGUCAGUCUGGCUGAGGAGGUGGCCAAGCUGUCGGCCCAUGCCGGGCAGCUGAAAAUGGACUAUGAGUCCCUACGGAGGGGGCAGGGAAGCCUGGGGCAAGACCUGAACACGCUGCAGACUGAGCAGAGACGACUCAUACAGCUGCUGUCAGACAGCCAGCUCAACAUGGUGAAGGUAGUGAACUCAGUGAGUGAUGCUCUGAACGCCAUGCAGAAGGAGAAUGUGGGCCUGAAGGCGCGGGUCAAGGCCGACCUACAGAGGGCGCCGGUCAGAGGGGCUCGUCUCAAGGGCUGCUCCAACGGCUCACGGCCCCGUGACUGUGGUGAUCUGUAUGCCAGUGGUCAGAGAGAGGACGGCAUCUACUCCGUGUUUCCUGUUCACCACCCUGCAGGCUUCCAGGUCUACUGCGACAUGACGACAGACGGAGGAGGCUGGACGGUGAUCCAGCGCAGAGAGGACGGCUCGGUCAACUUCUUCAGAGGAUGGGAGUCGUACCGUGAGGGAUUUGGAAAGAUCACUGGCGAACACUGGCUUGGGCUGAAGCAGAUCCAUGCCCUGUCCAUCCAGGCCAACUAUGAGCUGCGUAUCGAUUUGGAGGACUUUGAAAAUAGCACCGCAUACGCACAGUAUGGUACCUUCGGAGUGGGCCUGUUUUCCGUGGACCCAGACGAUGACGGAUACCCUUUGACUGUGGGAGACUAUUCCGGCAACGCAGGCGAUUCCCUACUGAAGCACAACGGGAUGAAGUUCACCACCAAGGACCGGGACUACGACCACUCAGAGAACAACUGCGCCUCCUUCUACCACGGCGCCUGGUGGUACCGCAACUGCCACACAUCCAACCUGAAUGGGCAGUACCUGCGCGGCCAGCACACCUCGUACGCCGAUGGCAUCGAGUGGUCCUCCUGGACCGGCUGGCAGUACUCACUCAAGUUCUCCGAGAUGAAGAUACGACCUACGCGCGACGGAGAGAAUAAAUGAGGGGAAAAAAGGAAGAGGAAAAAACUUUUUUGGAACAUUACAAACCACGAUUUCCGACAGCUAGGCGGAGUUACUUGUCUUGAUAUUGUUCAUUCACUAAAACGUACAGUACCUCUUUGAGUUGACUCUGCUGUUUGCCUCCUCAUGUCUCCUCCCCUUUAUCGCUCUUCCUCCUCCUCAAUUAUUUGGCUUCUCCUUUCAUGCUAGCUUCCAAUACCCCUCCCCCUUGCCUGGACUAAGAUAUCAUCACCAUCUUCCCUUUUUUUUCUGAUUCGACUAUUGCAGCAGAUGGCUGUCCACCGCUGAGUCCGGUCCUGUUUGAGGGUUUCUACCUGUUAGACGAAAGUUUUUUUCCACUUAAACCGAUGCAGCUAAUAGUUAUCCAACAAGGAGUCUGUUCCUGUUCAAGUUUAUACCUGUUAAGGAAGUUGUCUCUAAUUGAGCCAAUGUGGCAGAUGUAGAUCCACAGUUGAAUCUGGUCUUGUUCGAGGUUUCUGCCAGUUAAAUUAAAGUUUUUUCUAAUCCCGCCAAUGCCGUAGAUGUUGGUCCCCUAAUGAGUCUGGUCCUGUUCAAGGUUUCUAUCUGUUAAAUAAAAGUUGUUUUUGAAUUUAGCCAAGAAGGCAGAUGGCAGUCCCCCAUUGAGUCUGUUCAAGGUUUCUACCUUUCAGGUGAAAGUUGUUUCUAAUUCAGCAAAUCUGUCUGGUGUUGUUGAAGGUUUCUGCCAGUUAAUUAAAGAGGUUUUUUUGUUUCAAUUUGACCAAUGCAGCAGAUGGUUGUCCAGCAAUUAAUCUGGUCCUUUUUAAGGUUUCUUCCUGGAAAAAAAAGAACGUUAUUUCUGAACAAGCCAAUGCGGCAGAUGGCUAUGUACUAAUGAGUCUAGUAUUGGUCAAGGUUUCUGUCUGUUUAAUGGGAGUGUUUUCUUGUCAGUGUUGCCAAGUGCUCUCCUGGAAUGGAUAUAUGUUGGGUCACUUUUACUCAUAUCAAGAAAAGCACUGUGCAAACCUGCCCUUUAUACAGAGAGUCAUGAGAGGCUUAGUGGUUCAUUUACUGAUUAAUACCUCCCAUCUGUGCUGACAUGGCCAUCAGAGUGUGGGUCAGUCUCACUGCCCAUUGCUGUACGAUCUGUGAAUGGAGAGGGUUGCUCAGCAGAGAAAGAACCCUCUAGAAAUUAUGUACAGUCCCCUUUUUUUUGUUCAGGAAUUUCACAGCCUCACAUUUCCACGCUUGAUCUUUGUAAAUGAGAUCCACCAGGGUACAUUGGCAACGAAGCCCAAGACACUAAGAGGAGAGACAGAGAAAGAGAGAACGAGGAAACAAUUUGACAAGAGGCAAAUUAGUCGAAGUGGAGGAAGAGGAGGCGCAAAAGGGAUGAAAAUGAGAAAAAGAGAGAGACAACGGGAGGAUCUCAUUCAUCUGACUUGGGCCAUUAGGGAGCAUAUUGGGCACUUUGUCUGAUCUGCCUGCCAGCUGAGUACUGGCCAACUGAUGCAGCACUCACAGAUGGUAACCCAGCACUUUGUGUACAUGCGUUUGUGUGUGUUCGCACGUGUGUGUGCGUGUGUCUACGAUGGAAAAGGAGACAGACAAGAGUUCUCCAACAGUAUCAAUUUCCUGUCACAGGUUCAGCAGAGCGUCUCGACUGACUACGAUGUUUAGCGCAGACAGACUAAACAUGACGCAUGGUUAGCAUAUGUUCACUCUCUGUUUAAGUGGUUAAAGAUAACACAACCUGGGAUGAAUGAACAUGUCAUAGAAAGGGGAAGAUGCAAUUGAAAAAGAAGGAUGGGAACCUAGAAUGAAUAAACAAUCAACAGACUGUGUCUUACCUACCCCACACUGAUCUGAAUUUCUCGGACCUGUCCCAUUUCCUCUCUCUCUGAUUUUUUCGUCAUUUUGUUCUUUUUUUUUGUUCUUUUCCAGAUGAUUACUUUGGGACAUGUUUGUGCGACACGGUUUCUCUUGUCUUGCAAAUGGAGCGAGGAAGUUGCUGUAAAAUAAGAUUUGAUGCUCUCAAAAAAAACACUGUCUUUUUCUUCUGAGUAGGAGUUCUAUAUUGUGUUAUGGCGGAAGCAAAAUUGCAAGCAAACAAAAAAAAAAAAGAAAAACAUGGCACAAAGAAAAAAAACUGUUGGCAGAAAAUACUUAUUUUUCCGUCUUUUUUUGCGUUUGUUUUAAGUCGGUGAAUCAACUUUGAUCGGAGUUUCAUUGAGUUUCUUUGGAUGUACUAAAAGCUUUAAAAAUAUCUGUAGAUUUUAUUGUACAGUGUGUAUGACUUUUAGAGCAUGUGAUUCUGUUUUCUUACUAUGCUAAAACACAAAGAGUACUCAAGCACAUGAACUUAACAAAAAUACACCUGUUUAAAGAAAAGAAGAAUUCAAAUGAGAUGUAUUUACAGGACUUUUUCUUCCCUUCCUCUACCUGACGGAGCAAAGAGGAGGAAUGUGACUCUCCCUUCAAGCACACGCCCAUUCAAACCCCACAGCACAACAAUGACUCUUUCAAGGAGGCACAACAUGAGAGAUACUUCAAACCUCUCGGCACGUUUGCUGCCUUGACAGACAUACAAACAGAAGACAUCUAGGCUUUGGAACGCCCCACUGCGCUGGGCGGCAAUUCUGAAUGUGUUGUUGAAAGGUGUCGCCCCAAGCUGACGGAGCGCUAACGUUUAGCACAAAGCUGACGAAACUUGAACUAAAUACCUCUAACGCUGGGACACCUGUGACUUUUUCUGUCAACACCGGUGCUUUGAAGGAUUGUGGCUUGUGUUUCCGCCGCACUCCGGCUGUGAACGUCACGCCUUUCGGUGGACGGACGCCGCCUCUUUUUCAACAUCAAAGCACAGACACAUGUGACGAGUACUUGCUGAUGUUAGUAUGGCACAGAAAAUGAAGUACGACUAAGUCGGAUGUUUAAAACAAGUUGUAUGUAAAAAAGGAGGCAUCAGUGGACAGAUUUGGAUCAUGUAUGAGAGUGGAUGCAAAUUUGUGUGAGUGUGUGUGCACAUGUGUGCGUCUACAAUGUCUGUGUGUGUACACAUAUAUGCACAUGCUUCGGUUUGUACAUGCCCAUGUGCAUGAGGCCAGACAACAGAGCGGGAGUGCGUCUCUCUGUGGAAUUUUUGAAGUCAUGUGAUGCUUAUGUACAACUUGCCUCCCCCCUAAUGUUUGUGUUGAUAACAGAGAGAUUUACAUAAUUAUAAAGAACUAUUACUUAUUGUGAUUGUGAACCCCCCAUAAGAGUGGACGCCACCUUCUGGUACUGUGUUGAACUGCGCUCGUACCCUAAAAAACCCAGAGUAGCCACUCCUAAAGAUCACCUUAACACAUUGUGCUCACUGUAUUUGAUAAUGCUAUGUUGCCCUCUUUGUUAUUUAAAUGUGAAGUAUUAUUUGCCAUGCCCCUCUGUGUGUUUUUGUUGAUUGAAUGCCUUUAUAGUCACUCUCUCUGCUGCAGCUUGCCAUGUCUCCGACGGAAGAGAUGAUGAAUGGGUGAAAUAAAAGGCUCUAAUCAUU
Messenger RNA from Notolabrus celidotus (New Zealand spotty), 6558 nucleotides. It is a transcript of the gene fibcd1, whose product is annotated as fibrinogen C domain containing 1. The record is from RefSeq and is a predicted model, not a curated record. NCBI's taxonomy places the organism in Eukaryota, Metazoa, Chordata, Actinopteri, Labriformes, Labridae. The transcript has 14 exons. Bases 1572 to 3047 code for a protein of 491 amino acids.